AUGCACGUCGCAUCCUCAUAUCUCAGAAGGCGCUCUCUGAUACACCUUUCUUUUUUAAGCUUUGCCACUGUCCUUCUGCUUCACCAUACCGACUGUCCUGCAACUUCAACCGGCUUUUCUCUCUAUCCUUCAGCCUUCACUGUACCGUUGAUCCUGCAACGUCAACUGGCUUUUCCUACCAUCCGUCCGCUUCAGCGUACCAGCAACCUCAACCGCGUUUCCUACCAUCCGACUGCUUCGGCGUACCGUCGUUCCAACAACGUCAACCUAAAGAAGAGCGCAAAGGCUGCACAUGAGGACCCAGACGUACCGGACGCGCCAGAGAGCGAGGAUGACGCAGCGAACGAGGAUCAGCCAUUGCCGAAGAAACCUAAGAAGUACCGGACGAAGCAGACGGCGAAAAAGAGCACCGGUGGUCCCGCACCACUAAUGUCACUCUGUCGCUCCACUCCGUCUUCCGUUACCGACGACCUCAUCUCUGAACCCGAUGGUGCUCCUUUCCCUCCUCUCCGAAAAUCCGCUAGACAUGACCAGCGUAAAUCUUACACUGCUUACUUCAAUGAAGAUGAGCAAGCCAACAUGAUACCUCCUGCAGCAAUCCGCCAACCUGGUGGUACUGAACGUAUCUUGCUUCGGAAUGGUACCAUUCCCUUCGAUCCUCGCUUUGACACCGACGAUCCAUUUGCACGUCCCGAUCAUCCCUCUGUUAACAACGUUAUUCAAAACUCACACUCUGUUGACAACAUUACGCAAUAUCACGACCCCUCCUUCAAUCGAUACGAAAUGCCUGCUCCUCCGAACUACGAUGCUUCGUCUGAUUUCUAUCACGGCGCUUGGUCUACACAUCCUCACAGAGAGUACCCUGCCCCGAACCCUCAUAGUUGGCAUAGCGAUGAUCCAUUUCCCGGGUAUGGUCAUGAUAGUACUCCGUUCCCAAUUCGUGGUGGUGCACUGGCAGUAAACCGUAGCCGACCGUUCAUGAAUCCUGGCGUAACGGACCAUGUUGAAUCUCCUGCUGGCUUUCCAAUGCCGAGCCCUGGAAGCUUCGUCCCUUCAACUCGCGGUUUCCCUGCUGGUUUUAGUCGAGGCGGAGGAAUGAACCGUGGUCGUAUAUCAAGUCGCGGUGGCGUCGCGAAUCAUGGCGACGUAUCAGGGCGUGGUGGUAUAUGGAGACGAGGAAAUGUAGCCGGUCGCGGUGGCACAUCGGGUCGUGCGGGUUCAUGGAACAGUACGGCAAUGAGUCGUGGGGUUGUAUCUAGACGUGUUGGCGGCGAUUCAACCAAUGGGCGUCUUUCGGGUAACGGUGGUGGUCCAUCUGCUGUAUCAAGUAACAGUGUCUCUGUUGAAUUAUGUCGUAACGCGCCGACGAUCUCUAGCCAUGCCAAUUACACCAACCCUAAAUAUGUCUCUAGAAUGACACACGAUGUGUACUGUGCUGGAUGUCAGGAUGGUGGUCAGCUUCUCCGUUGUGAGGCUCCACUUUUAUACCAAAAAAUAUCUUCAUGUGGCCGUUUAAUCUGCUACGGUCCUCCCGCGAGCAAAAAAUGUCUUGAAUUCACGCCUGCCGCUAUCGAAAAUGUACUAGAUGAUCGAAAGAAUGCUUUGAUAUGUCCUCCCUGCUGGCUCGCUAUCCAUGAAUCCGAUAAAGAAUGGGAUGUGCCAUAUCCUGGUAUUGUUGCCCGUGAUGACCUAUCACCGAUCCCAAAUGUUCUUGUUAACGUCAACAAUGCUCGGCGUUCGUUUUUCAAUCCGCUUGACCUCCGACCCAUGGCUGUUCUAUCAUUGGCUCUCAAGGGAAUGAGCAGUCUUCUGUAUUCCACGUCUGUUCUUCACCUUCAAGAGUUUUACAAGGAGACAGAUAUUGUACUAUUAACUGAAUGCAUUGAAUUUGAUCUCUUGAAUCAACGAGACAAGUUUGAUCGAUCUAUUCAAAGACUGCUUUUGAAAAUCAAGUCCAACAAUAUCGAGCGCAUUGUGAUCUUCUUCACGACUCACUCAACCCCUGAUGGUGCAUUGCAUUUUUCGCCUGGUGGAAUGCAGAGCGGUGCUUCCGGUGUUACCUCCGAGGUUCUCGAUGCAGUGUUCCCCGAUGAUUUCCGUGCUACCCUGUCCUCCAUGGACACCACUUUGUUCGUAUUAGCUUGUGGUGGUGCAUAUAUGUUCGAAGAUUCUUUCAACUCAAUCGGGGCUUUAGCAAAAUCAAUGGUCGCCUUUCCUGCCCAAGACUUCCAACCAAAUAAUGCUUCUGGAUGGUGCAAUCUUUUUGUUCAUCGCGUGCUUCUUCAACGUGAAAGUGUGGAGCGGGUCCUCACUGGUGUUUGUGCAGACAGCACUAUUCUCGGUUCGCAUUCCCAUAUCCUUGUUUGGACUUACACUCCCACAUACCCAAAAUCGAACAAUGAAAUGCAAACUCUUGUGGUGUUGAAGGCAUUAUGGUGUCAUGCUAUCGAAGCUCCAUUUGGGAUCCGCAUAACCGAGGCGAUCUGUCGUCAAUGUGGGGUUCUUCGAAAACGCGAAAUUAUCCACAAUGCGGGUCAGAACUUCUUUAUGAUUCAUCUAAUGUACUUCAUUCCCGAUAACACAAAUUUGUAA
This is a messenger RNA of Lentinula edodes (shiitake mushroom), 2592 nucleotides long. RefSeq lists its product as uncharacterized. Lineage: Eukaryota; Fungi; Basidiomycota; Agaricomycetes; Agaricales; Omphalotaceae. Bases 1 to 2592 code for a protein of 863 amino acids. The record is from RefSeq and is a predicted model, not a curated record. The transcript has 11 exons.